UUUUGGCUUGGCUUGGGUGGGACAAUUUUUAAUUUUUUAGUAUUGAAGUCACAGACACAGAACUGUAUAAAAAUAUUGAUUAAAGUAGUUAAAAGUUAAGAUAUGUAUAUCUACUGAUCGUGUAUCGUUCACGAUAAUAUUUAUUUUAAUGAAUGGUUUAUUUCAUAAAUAUUAAUAAUAUAUCAUGGAUUUUAAUUUGGCUGUAUUUCAAGAACCCCGAGGGGUGAUGAGAAUUGUGCAGUUCAUUUUCUCAAUUUGUGCAUUUGCUACAAUAACUGGAUAUACAGGAUUUAUUCAAAGUGAUUGCCAAAAUACGCUCACUAAGCACACAUUCGUUUACCCAUUUGAAGUAAUUAUCCAAGCAAAUAUAUCAACAAAUUGCAGUUUAAAUAUUGUGGGAGACUUCUCAUCAGAUGCCAAAUUUUUUGUUACUACCGGUGUGUUGGCUAUGUUAUAUUCAUUAGCUAUUAUGGUUGUAUAUACUAAACUGGAUAAAAUGUAUAAGAGUGACGCCAAGAUCCCUUUAAUUGAUUUUGUCAUCACUGUUAUUUUCGCAGUUUUAUGGCUGUCUAGUAGUGCAGCUUGGGCUAAUGGAUUAACUGGACUGAAAACUGAUACAACUGUAGUAUCGAACAAAAACAACUGUGCACAUUGCAACUUAUCGACAAGUAGCUACUCCACACUUAACAUAUCUGUGAUCUUCGGAUUUUUAAAUUUCUUCUUAUGGGCAUCAGAUUUAUGGUUUCUUUAUAAGGAGACAUCUUGGUUCCAAGGAAAUCAAAGACAGACUGGUGAUGGAGUGUAAAAAAUGUGCACUGUGUACAAUUUGUUCAAAUUGAACUAGUCAUUCUGCACAACAUUGUUGCUGCUAAAUUUCAAAUUAUUUUACUUUCAUUUGUACAAAUCAGUAUUUUUGAAUGUUUUGUAUAUCAAUAUUUUGUAUUUACAGCUACAGGGUGUCAUUUGACAUUAUUAAAACAUGUACAAUAAAAACAUAAACAUUUUCGAGGCACAUUACUAAAAUGUAAAUGAGAUAAAAUUAUGUAUGUUUAUAAUUAUAUU
Molecule: messenger RNA, 1062 nt
Organism: Diabrotica balteata
Lineage: Eukaryota; Metazoa; Arthropoda; Insecta; Coleoptera; Chrysomelidae
Source: the annotation of a GenBank genome assembly